AUAUGCUUAAUUCAGUCUAUGAGAUUGAGAGCAUUAAUAAAAUUAUUUACAUUUAAAUAUUCACACUUUCUUACCACCUUCCUCGGCUUCUCCUAUAAAUUCGACCUUUCCAUAUUGGUUUAGCAAUAGAAUCUGCAAGUUAUAGAUUUCAUAAGUGAAACACAUAAAAUCAAGCAAGAGCUCUUCUUCUUAUUAUUCUUUCUUGUUGAAGAUCACAAAAAAUCUUUUCCAUUUUCAUUCAUUCGUUGUACGCAUAUUCAUUCAACCCUACGUUUGUUUUCUCUAUAUGUACAAACCCUAUAGUCCCUCCGCCUCUCACCACAAAAUCUGUGUAAAAUUCAUAGCCAUUAGCCAUUAACCUCUUCUUUGACAUUGUUUCUCUCUAUUUUCAUAACGGACAAAGUUUAAGUACAAAGUUGAUUAUAGUUUAAAUACAAAGUUGGUUGUAGUUUAAGAUUACAAUUUUACUCCAUAUCUUUUUAUUAAAGUUGAGUUUUCACAAAUUCACCAUUAGAUUACAUUUUCUUCUUAUAUACUCUAAGCUUGCAAAAUUUCUAAAAAAUUGAAAAUCAAUAGCUAUGUUAUCAAUAAAUUAUUUAAAUUGUAAGUUUUUGUAGUUUAAAAUUAUGUAUAAAAUAUAAGUAUAUAAAUGAUAUAGUAAAUAAAAAUUAUUUACUAUAUAUUUUGAAAAUCUAAUUCAUAUAUAUUUUGAAAAUCUAAUACAUAUCAAAUUUGGUAGCCAAACUUGUUUUUGUAACCCUCUCAAUUUCUUCAUUGUUAAUCAAUGGCUCCAAGUUUUAGAAAAGGUCCCUCAGAUGUCACUAACCAAUCUCCAAUCACGUUGGAAGGUUCAAACUUCUUAGCCAAUGGUCAUAUCAUUCUCUCCCAAGUCCCUGAUAACAUCACAGCCACACUUUCACCAUACACAAACAUUGACGAAUCCAUCACCAACGUCGGUUGCUUUGUGGGCUUCAAUGCCAAGGAGUCCACUGACCGACAUGUCGUUUCCAUUGGUAAACUUAGAGACAUAAGGUUCAUGAGCAUAUUCAGGUUCAAGGUUUGGUGGACCACACACUGGGUUGGUUCCAAUGGUAGAGACCUAGAGAACGAGACCCAGAUGGUGAUUCUUGAAAGUUCUGAUCUGGGUCGUCCUUAUGUUCUCCUUCUUCCUCUUUUGGAAGGUCCUUUUAGAGCCUCUAUUCAACCUGGUCACGAUGAUAACUUUGAUCUUUGCGUUGAGAGUGGCUCUUCUAAGGCCUUUGGUGACUCAUUCAUAAGUGUCAUGUACAUGCAUGCUGGUGAGGACCCUUUUCGUUUGGUCAAAGAGGCUAUGAAAGUUGUGAGGGUUCACUUGGGUACUUUUAAGCUUUUGGAAGAGAAAACCCCACCUGGUAUUGUGGACAAAUUUGGUUGGUGCACUUGGGAUGCAUUCUAUCUUUCUGUGCACCCUCAAGGUGUUUUAGAAGGUGUGAAAGGUCUUGUUGAUGGUGGAUGCCCACCUGGGCUUGUGUUACUUGAUGAUGGGUGGCAAUCAAUUGGUCAUGAUUCUGAUCCAAUCACACAAGAGGGAAUGAAUCAAGCUGUUGCUGGUGAACAAAUGCCAUGUAGGCUCUUGAAGUUUCAAGAGAAUUACAAGUUUAUAGACUAUGUUAGUUCUAAAAAGUGUGACAAUCUUAAGGGUAUGGGGGCCUUUGUUAGGGACCUAAAGGAGGAGUUCAAGAGUGUGGACUAUGUUUAUGUGUGGCAUGCUUUGUGUGGUUAUUGGGGUGGGGUUAGGCCCAAUGUGCCUGGAUUGCCUGAAUCUGUGGUUGUAGAGCCCAAACUCUCACCGGGGUUGAAGUUGACCAUGGAGGAUCAGGCGGUGGAUAAGAUUGUUGACACUGGUGUGGGACUUGUCUUACCGGAGAUCGUCGAUCAGAUGUAUGAGGGGCUUCAUUCACACUUGGAGGCCGUUGGUAUUGAUGGUGUCAAAGUUGAUGUUAUUCAUUUGCUGGAGAUGGUAUGCGACAAUUAUGGUGGCAGAGUUGAGCUUGCAAAAGCAUAUUACAAAGCCCUCACUGCCUCUGUAAAGAAGCACUUCAAUGGAAAUGGUGUCAUUGCUAGCAUGGAGCACUGCAACGAUUUCAUGUUCCUCGGAACAGAGGCCAUAUGUCUUGGCCGUGUUGGAGAUGAUUUUUGGUGCACUGAUUCAUUUGGUGAUUGGCUCCAAGGGUGUCAUAUGGUGCAUUGUGCCUACAAUAGCUUGUGGAUGGGCAACUUCAUUCAACCAGAUUGGGACAUGUUCCAAUCUACUCACCCAUGUGCUGCUUUCCAUGCUGCAUCUCGUGCCAUUUCUGGUGGUCCUAUUUAUGUGAGUGACAUUGUUGGGAAGCACAACUUUGAAUUGCUAAAGACCCUAGUGUUGCCUAAUGGGUCCAUUUUGAGGUGUGAGUACUAUGCACUUCCAACUCGAGACUGUCUCUUUGAGGACCCUCUCCAUGAUGGGAAAACUAUGCUAAAAAUCUGGAAUCUCAACAAGUACUCUGGAGUGCUUGGGGCAUUCAACUGCCAAGGAGGUGGAUGGUCUCGUGAAACUAGGAGCAAUCAAUGCUUCUCCCAAUGUUCCCAUGUUUUGACUUCUCAAGCCAACCCAAAAGACAUCGAGUGGAAGAGUGGCAAGAAUCCAAUUUCCAUUAAAGGAGUACAAGUUUUUGCCUUGUACUAUAACCAAGCUAAGAAGCUAGUCCUUUCCAAGCCAUCCGAGAAUGUAGAGUUGUCUUUAGAGCCAUUCAAGUUCGAGCUCAUAACUGUGUCCCCAGUGACUGUCUUGGCUGGAACUUCUAUUGAAUUUGCUACUAUUGGCUUGGUGAAUAUGCUCAAUACUGGUGGUGCCAUUCAGUCCUUGGCCUUCAAUGAUGAUGGCAAGUCAGUUCAAAUUAGAGUGAAGGGCACUGGAGAAAUGAGGGUGUUUGCAUCAGAGAAGCCAAUUGCUUGCAAGAUUGAUGAAGAAGUUGUACCAUUUGAGUAUGAGGGCUGCAUGGUUGUUAUUCAAGUACCAUGGCCCGAUUCUUCCAAGUCAUCUAUAGUAGAGUAUUACUUCUGAAGGGGCUGAAUUUUAUUAGCCUCCUUCAAUAUUUUUAUCAUGGGUUGUGUUAACGGGCACCAUAAGGUGCCCGUUAACGAUGACUUUUUGUAACUUUUUGUAACAUCCUUUCUACUUUUUACUACUUUUUGUCUUUUUUAACAAUUUUUUAGUAGUUUUUUUAAUCCUUUUUGACAACCCUUUUUAAUAAUAUUUUGUCAUUUUUAUUAAGUGGGACCCAUAUAAGGAAAUCUUAACAAUCAUUGUACGAUGCUUGUUAACAUUUCCCUUUUAUUAUUUCAAUUUUUUUGUUUAAGGGAUUUAAUGA
Messenger RNA from Quercus robur (English oak), 3389 nucleotides. Its product is annotated as probable galactinol--sucrose galactosyltransferase 5. The transcript is spliced from 4 exons. Gene Ontology annotation, molecular function: galactinol-sucrose galactosyltransferase activity. NCBI's taxonomy places the organism in Eukaryota, Viridiplantae, Streptophyta, Magnoliopsida, Fagales, Fagaceae. Bases 785 to 3082 code for a protein of 765 amino acids. The record is from RefSeq and is a predicted model, not a curated record.